Messenger RNA from Camelina sativa (false flax), 1132 nucleotides. Its product is annotated as nudix hydrolase 10. Lineage: Eukaryota; Viridiplantae; Streptophyta; Magnoliopsida; Brassicales; Brassicaceae. The record is from RefSeq and is a predicted model, not a curated record. Gene Ontology annotation, molecular function: NAD binding; NADH pyrophosphatase activity; ADP-ribose diphosphatase activity.
GUUCUCAUUUUGAAAUCAUUUGCUUUGUUGAAACCACACUCUCUUUUUUAUCUCCAUCUUGAUCUCCUAUAGUUGAAAUACUAAAAAAUCAUCCUAUCUUCGACCAACUUCUUAGAUUUUGAAGCAUGUCCGACCAAGAUGCUUCUCUUAUUAAUGGAGAAGAACAAAAGAUCUGUGAGGUACUUCCGUUUGUGGAUGAUGACUACGGAGGAGUGAUUGUGGAGAUGAAAACUCCUAUGGAUAAUAAGUCUUUCGUUGCAGCGUUAAAAUACUCAUUCGCGCAGUGGCGUUUACAGGGUAAAAAGGGAGUAUGGUUAAACUUGCCUCUCUCACAUGUAAACCUUGUGGAACCCGCGGUUAAGGAAGGUUUCCGGUACCACCACGCUGAGCCAACUUAUCUGAUGCUAGUUUACUGGAUUCCCGAAGCCGAGAGUACUAUUCCUUUGAAUGCUUCUCAUCGAGUUCGUGUUGGUGCUGUUGUCUUGAACCAGAACAAGGAGAUUCUUGUUGUGCAGGAAAAAUACGGUACAUUAUGCGGAACAGGUGUCUGGAAAAUCCCAACAGGAGUUGUUGACGAGGGUGAGGAUAUUUUCGCGGCAGCCAUUAGAGAAGUGAAAGAAGAAACAGGCAUCGACACAGAGUUUUUGGAAAUUCUAGCUUUCUGUCAAACCCAUGAGUCAUUUUUUGCCAAAUCAGAUUUGUUCUUCGUUUGUCUCUUGCGACCUACGUCCUUCGAUAUUCAAAAGCAGGAUUUAGAGAUCGAAGCAGCUCAAUGGAUGCGGUUCGAGGACUCUGCCUGUCAGCCUAUCACACAAAAGCACGAUCUCUUCAAAGCUAUUCACCUCAUUUGCUCAAUGAAAAUGGAAAAGAGAUACACUGGUUUUUCCACAAAACGUAUUACAUCUUUCUUUGACGACAAGUUAGGUUAUCUCUACUCAAAUAAACAAGAAGAUAUGAACAAUCAUAUUUCUUAAUUAACUUCUUCUAACUAGAACAUAAAAGUUCAAUCAUUAUGAUUAUUAAGAGACCAUUUUCUGAGCCAAGUACAAUUAAUAUAGCAAGCAUAAACACAUUGUAAGAAGAGAGGGAGCUCGUGAUGAGGAAAUAUACACUGUGAAGAUAUUGUUUUUAA